AUGUCACUUGCUGGUAAAAUCAGCAUUGAAAUAGGGGUUCGCGCCACUGCUGCAAAGUGGUUCAACCUCUUUUCAACGCAACUCCAUCAUGUUCAAAACAUUACUGAUAGAGUUCAUAAAACCAAGCUGCACCAUGGUGAUGAUUGGCAUCACAGUGAAUCCAUCAAACACUGGACUUAUGUCAUAGAUGGUAAGGUUACAACAUGUCAUGAGAGUAUUGAAUCCAUUGAUGAAGAGAACAAAAGAGUGACCUUCAAGAUCUACGGUGAAGAAAUCGAUCACCAGUUCAACCUCUUCAAAGUCAUAUUACAUGUAGUUGAUAAGGAGCAUGGUGGUGCUGUUGUCAAAUGGGUGGUUGAAUAUGAGAGGGUUGCUGAGGAGGUUCAUCCUCCAUAUGGUUACAUCGAGUACUUUCACAAAUGCACUGUUGAUAUCGAUGCUCAUCUUCUCAAGGCAUGA
Messenger RNA from Sphenostylis stenocarpa, 459 nucleotides. Lineage: Eukaryota; Viridiplantae; Streptophyta; Magnoliopsida; Fabales; Fabaceae. The record is from the annotation of a GenBank genome assembly.